AUGAGUGCCAUUAUCACACCAUUCAAGAGAUUGAAAUGGGGUUUUUUACCUCAAAGGAGAAUUGUUGAUGAAGAUGAGUUUGGUAAUUUCAUAGAUUCUGGUGAAGAUUCAAUAAAAUCAUCUGAAAAAGAAGAAAUAUCAGAAAAAGUUUCAGAUACUAAGAUUUUUGAAAAAGAAAGCCCUGAAGAUAAAAUUUAUGAAUAUAGGGAUGAAAAAGAUAGACCAUGGUGGAAAUUUUUUGAUGAAUAUGAAUAUAGAGUUCAGACCAAAGUUAAGAAAAAUAGAAAAUGGUAUCAUUGGUUUCAUGAUGAUGAUACAUAUGAAGAGAAAAAAUUAAUUUUAAAACUUGACUUAUUACUUACUUUUUACCUGAUGGUUGCUUAUUGGAUUAAAUACCUCGACACUGUGAAUUUAACAAACGCCUAUAUUAGUGGUUUAUAUUUGCCUAAGGAUCAAGGUGGUAUUAAUAUGGUGAAAAAUGAUUUAAUUAAUACUCAAACGGUUUUUAAUGUCGGAACAGUGGUUUUUCAACUUGCAGCUGUUAUAGUCGUUUAUGAAUAUCCAUUGACAUAUAGUCUUCCUAUUUCAGAUAUGUUAUGGUCAAUAUUAACUAUUGUAACGGCUGAAGUAAAGUCAGUUGGUGGACUUCAAGCCGUCAGAUUUUUAAUUGGUGUUUGUGAAAGUCUUUUCUACCCUGCUUAUCAUUCAUUACUCGCCGGCUGGUUCAUUCCUACAGAAUUAAAUCGUAGAGCAGGCCUAUAUUAUAUCGGGCAAUUUUUAGGUGUUCUUAGCUCUGGUUUAAUAUCGGGUGGUAUAGAAAAUGCCUUUGGAAAUACUCCCGGUCAAGUUUGGCGUUGGAUUUUUCGUAUAGAUGGAAUAGCAAGUUUUGUGGUCGGUAUUUUGGGUUUAUAUAUGCUCCCAGGCACUCCAAGUGAUUGCUAUAGUAUAUUUUUAACUGACGAAGAUAUAAGAGUUGCUAGAAGAAGAAUGAAGAGAGCUAAUGUUGGUUCAAAACCUAGAAAAGACGCACUAAAAAAAUUUUUUGAUAAAAAUGUUUGGAAGUCAAUUUUUUCAACUUGGCACUUUUAUGUUUUAUCAAUAUGGUGUAUAUUCUUGUGGAACAAUACAUCAGGACCACAAGGGGCGUAUCCAUUAUGGUUAAAAUUUAAAACAAGAGAAGAUGGCACACCUAGCUUCACUGGCAGUAGAUUACAAAAUUUUACAAGUUUAACUCCAAGUUUGGGAAUUUUGUAUCUUAUCUUAGUUUGCUGCUAUGCUGAUUUUUUCCAAAGUAGAUGGAGUGCUAUAGUUAUAUCCCAAAUCUUUAAUUUUGUGGGAAAUUUGUUGUUAGCUAUUUGGAAUAUACCAGAGGGGGCAAAGUGGUUCGCUUGGGUCCUCCAAUAUUGGUCAUGGUCAGCUGCCCCAGUUGUUUAUGCUUGGCAAGGGGAUAUAUGUCGUUUUGAUUUCAGGAAAAGACAAGUUUUAUUAUUUUCAAUGAAUAUCAUAGCUCAAACGUUUUCAGUUUGGAUUACACGGUUAACAUGGUCUACAGUUGAAGCCCCAAGAUACUUAAAAGGUUUUUCAUUUAUCACAGCUUCAACUUUUGCUUUAAUAGUGUGGACAUUUUUAGUAUUAUAUCUUUAUAAAAAACAAGAACGGGAACAUGCAAAGGAAAACGGUAUUAUUUUGUACAAUUCAGAUAAGGAUGGUGAAGUUGCUUCUGAGAUUGUUGAUGGCAAAGUUGAUAAAUUUCAUUCUUUAUAG
This is a messenger RNA of Lodderomyces pseudojiufengensis, 1764 nucleotides long. RefSeq names its product SEO1. The coding region runs from base 1 to 1764 and encodes 587 amino acids. Gene Ontology annotation, molecular function: transmembrane transporter activity. The record is from RefSeq and is a predicted model, not a curated record. NCBI's taxonomy places the organism in Eukaryota, Fungi, Ascomycota, Pichiomycetes, Serinales, Debaryomycetaceae. Gene Ontology annotation, cellular component: membrane. Gene Ontology annotation, biological process: transmembrane transport. The transcript has a single exon.